GAGCGAGGGGAUCGCGGUCGCCACCGGCGCGGCACACGCUGCAUGCAUUCGUUAGUGGUGCGCAAGGAGCGCGUGUAGUAGUCUGUGAUAUUAGAGGUGACUGGAACUGUCACACGCGAGACUACACCCGGCCACAUAAUGUCAAAUCGAGCAUGGGUGACACUGGCAACCAACGAUUCCUAUGGGCUGGGAGCCUUGGUUCUUGCACAUUCCCUGCGCCGCGCCGGCUCGACAUACCCAGCCGUAGUGCUCAUCACUCCGUCCGUCACUGAGGCUAUGAGAGAACGUCUGAAUGCAGUGUUCGCGGAGUUGAUAAACGUGGAUGUGCUAGAUUCGCGCGAUGCUACUCAUUUGGCGCUCCUACAGAGGCCCGAACUCGGCAUCACCUUCACAAAGAUCCACUGCUGGAGUCUCACGCAAUUCGAAAAAUGUGUCUUCCUUGAUGCUGAUACCCUGAUUGUUCAAAAUUGCGAUGAGUUAUUCGAACGAGAAGAACUGUCAGCGGCGCCAGAUGUCGGCUGGCCUGAUUGCUUCAACUCUGGUGUCUUCGUGUUCACUCCUUCAGCAGAUACGUACUCCAGAUUGAUCAGUUUCGCACAGGAACGUGGCAGUUUUGACGGUGGUGACCAAGGAUUGCUGAAUGCGUUCUUCUCCGACUGGGCACGUGGCGACAUCAAUAAACAUCUUCCCUUCCUCUACAACGUCACAUCCGCCGCCUUCUAUUCAUAUCUGCCUGCUCUAAAACAUUAUGGUCAAAAUCUGAAGAUAAUCCACUUCAUCGGCUCCGCUAAACCGUGGCUCCAGCAGUUUAAUUGGCAGUCCCAAUCUGUAGAUGCGCCCGAACAUUUGCGCGAGUUCCUCCAAUUAUGGUGGGAUCUCUUUGUGUCCCAAGUUCACCCACAACUUGACACUGCUAUGGAGUCGACCAUUGAAGUGGAGGAAGCACUUCCAGAAAUACCUGAAUAUCCAGAAGACACCGAGUAUCACUAUGAGCCAAUAUUGGACCCUGGAUCAGAAUUCCCCUGGCAUCACCCAGAAUCCCAAAAUCAAGAAUCAAUAGAGCAAAAACAUGAAGUCGACUUUUCUCAAAUCCACGACCCGUGGAUGUAUUACCGCGGGAAUAUUCUCCCAAAUGUAGGCAAUUCUAGAACUCAACAAAGCGCUUUCGAAAGUCAAGACGAGAUAAAUAAAGUUUUAAGUGAAUACCGAUCUCCGCAACAAGAGUACAAUCCGAAUUAUUUUGAAUCAAACGAACAAACUAUAUGGCACCAAUCACAUCAACAUAGUCAACAUAGCCAUUCUGAUCAUCAGCCCUCUGAGUAUCAUUGGGAAAGGCACCAAUCACAUCAACAUAGUCAACAUGCUCAUUCUGACCACCCCUCUGAGCCCUCUGAGCAUCAAUGGGAAAACAGUUCUCGUCAUCAUAAAUUCGAUUAUUAUCGGAAUGCCACUUAUGGUACUCAUGCUCAUCCCUCAUAUUCAAGUGAACAGCAAUGGUCCUAUGGAAAUCAAUCAUACCCAGAUAACACAAAUCAUUACCACAAAGAUAAUUCAUUACAAUCAAAUAGUGAAGAACACGCACACGGUCAUCGUUAUCAUACAGAAAAUAACAAUUCAUCAAAUUCCCUAGAGCCUCCUAUUCGCGAUUCUCUAUUCAUCCAAAACAAAGAACAAAACGGUUAUACUCAUUAUGCCAAUGCCUAUCCUGAAAGUCACACACAAACGCGACUCGAUACUAGAGACAGGCAGGAACAGAAAAGCUGGGUAUCACACACUCAUAACGAGCCUCGACCACAGCAAGUGUAUCAAUUACACCUAGACACGAGAAACCGCAAACAACGACGCCCAAGACCCAACAGGCAGCAUUUGCACACACCUGCUUGUGGAUUGACAAAUGGGCAUAGUUCUGAUACAGACAGUGAAGAAGAAUAUAUUAUACCGAGGCAUCCUUACGAUGGGUUUUAUUUAAAACAUAGGCCUACUAUCGAUGCCCGUGGAAAAAAGAUAUGUUCGCAUGAAAUACCACCGGCCCCUUCACCAUCUCCUUCGUCAUCUCCUCCGCCAGAAUCUCUGCCGUCACUAGAAAGUGGGUCAGUGCACUCUGAGGAUUAUCACACAGCAAGUGAAUGUGAAGAACAAAGCGGUGUGGCUGGUAAUCUAGCACGAGUGGUGCCAGGUGAUGUUGGGUACCAGCGUGAAGCUAUUGAUGAGCUUUCACGGCGUCAAGGAUGGGAGGCAGGCAAUAUUGAUUAUAUGGGCGCUGACUCCUUCGACAACAUUUGGGCUAAGAUUUCACAAACCUUGAAUCAAACACGUACUUCGCCGCCCAAACAACCGUCGCCUCCGCGUAAAGAGCCUUCUCCUCCGAAGGCACCAGAAGCCCAACCGCCUACUGCUGCAGAACCUGCUGUUGCUGUAACAGCACCAGUAGCAACAGAAACUCCUGAACCUGCUGUGGCAGAAACUCCUGUACCUGCUGCAGUGGAGACUACAGCACUUGCUGCGACAGAAAGUUCAGUUCCCGCUGUUGAAGAAACACCAGUAUUGGCUGCGGCAGAAACAUCCGCACCUAUCACGGCGGAAACUUCAGCAUCUGUUGCGACGAAAACUUCAGUACCUGCUGCGGCAGAAACUCCAGUACCUGCUGCUGCAGAUACUCCUGCUCCCGUUGCGGUAGAAAGUCCAGCAACAACAGAAGCACCAGUACCUGCAGAAAUUGCUCCAGUACAGACAGAAACACCUGCACCAGUCCAAGAAGAAACACUUGCGCCAGAGCAAGCUGCUUUACAACAAGAAGUACCAGUGCCACCAGCAGAGCCUUCGUUGUUAGUUGAGCCUGCUGCACCAGAAGCCGUUCCAUCGAAAGAAGCAGGAGUUGCAGCUGUUUUAGUUGAGCCUCUGAAAUUAGAACCAGAAGCGAAACCAGCGCAGUCAGAAAUCCCAAAAACAACAGAGCAGGUUAUCGCUAUAGAAAAGACUGAACCCGUAGUACCACCUACACCUCCCGCGACACCAAAAUCUACACCAGAGGCCUCACCUCCAGUUUUGGAAACGCCUCUUAAAAUAGAAGCCACGAGUGUAGUGCGGAGUGCGCCUGCAGCAGUGGAGUCUCCUAAAGCUGCAGAGUCAGCUCAAGCAGUGGCUGCAUCACCGGCGCCCGCGGCUGAGACGCCGGUCAUCCCAGUGCCACCAGCUUCGGCUCCUCUCGUGGCCACACCUGAAAAGCCAUCUGAAACUUCUGUUGCCUCGACAGACAGUCCACCUCUAGCCAAUACACCGUCCAAAGAAGAAGCCCCCGCUGCUCCGGCUGCCAAAUCUGAGGAGCGGCGUAAGCCCGCGGGCAAGUUGCAGCUGAGCCCGCCAGCCGCCGCAGACCCACUGCCUACACCCGACAGCGAAGUCGAGGACGCAGCUGCGCUCGCGCAUGCUAUCAUCGCCAGCGAAUUGUCCGCCACUGUCACCGCGCCCUCGCCCUCUGUCGACCCUGCUUCUCCUCUUCCAUCGAAGGAGGAGAAAAAACUUUCAGUAGAGGAUCCCCAGGUGCCAACACCACCUGUUUCACUCGAACAAAUCGGAGUCAAACCAAAAGGAAAAACUACAACAGCCUCACAGAUAGAAUCGUCCAUAGCGGAGAAGGCUGAACCUGCUACUCCCACGACUCCCACGCCUCCCACGACUCCCACGACACCCUCCACACCUUCCACACCCAGCACGCCUACGGCGGAAGCGCCGAAAAAGAAAACUGUAAAAAAAAUUGUUAAAAAGGAGGCAGGCCCGAGCGGCGAUGUGCCUACUCCGGUGCCGCCACCGCGCAAAAAGGAAAAGAAGCCCAAAGAAAAGUGAGCGCUUGAAAGCGCCUGUAAGUUCCUUUGUGCCAUAAGCGUAGUCUCUCCUAUUUAUUUUUAAUGUCUAUUUAAUUAUUUACGAAAUGCUUUUUGUACUGUGUAACCUGUUAAGAAUAUUUUUUUAAUGUCUAAUCGUCAUCACAAGUCCAUAGUUUUAUAAUAGUUGUAAUUUUAUUUUACUUUUACUUUAUGAUCAUGAAUUCAAAUUACUUUGGCUUUGUCCGUUUGAAAUAUAAA
Hyposmocoma kahamanoa is the source of this 4082-nucleotide messenger RNA. Its product is annotated as proteoglycan 4-like. Gene Ontology annotation, cellular component: cytoplasm. The record is from RefSeq and is a predicted model, not a curated record. The coding region runs from base 139 to 3843 and encodes 1234 amino acids. Gene Ontology annotation, molecular function: glycosyltransferase activity. NCBI's taxonomy places the organism in Eukaryota, Metazoa, Arthropoda, Insecta, Lepidoptera, Cosmopterigidae. The transcript is spliced from 9 exons.